This is a messenger RNA of Nilaparvata lugens (brown planthopper), 2296 nucleotides long. Its product is annotated as TBC1 domain family member 16-like. Gene Ontology annotation, cellular component: early endosome. The record is from RefSeq and is a predicted model, not a curated record. NCBI's taxonomy places the organism in Eukaryota, Metazoa, Arthropoda, Insecta, Hemiptera, Delphacidae. The transcript has 8 exons. The coding region runs from base 230 to 2278 and encodes 682 amino acids. Gene Ontology annotation, biological process: activation of GTPase activity. Gene Ontology annotation, molecular function: GTPase activator activity.
AGACGGAUUUUGAAAUGUUUAUCAAUAAUGAAACAAUUCUGUAGCAUAUGUUCAAAAAUAUUUUCAUUUUGCGAUUGAACUGUUAAUUGCGUGAUUCGUAGUCGAAUUAUGACUAUGACAGCAAUAGAUAAAAGAGCUAUUUUUAUCCAGUGUGCUACGAAAUGAUAACUGAUAAGAAAAGAGUAUUUGAAAUGUAAAUUAAUGUGUAUAACCUAAAUUUUAGAUUAGAAUGCCUCUCUCUAGAAUUAUUAAAAAAGCAUCAAAUUUUAUUCUUCGCUCUCAGUAUGAAACUUCAACCACUCCGACAUACACUGAUGGUGAAAUUGUCUUUUGCAAGAACAAUGUGUGUGUCCAUCCUCCAACAAUGGUCAGACAGGAGACAGAUAUUGUCCAUCAUCCCGGUUACUUGACAGUGACAAGUCAGACAGUCGGCAAUAAGUGCACUCUCUUCUUGUCCUGGAUCCCCAACACCACUUUGCGGAAACAUCCUGGUACUGUUGAACAGCGUUCCUCAUCUGUUACGAGGACUGGAACUGACUCAGAUGAGAAAGUAGGCACAAGAAGACGGUCAACAAGUGCUUGUCGAACUUCCAGUGGGGUGCACAUUGGUAGAAGGUACUCAUCAGGCAGUUACGAGUCUGAGUGUGUGGGAUGUUUUCCUGACAACAAACUCUCUACUGAGCUGAAGGAUAUCUACAUAUCUAAAGGAAGUAUAUCGUCCUGCUCUGAUAAUAACUCUCUAACUCCAAGCGAAGAUCUGAAAUUUGAUGCUGUAAAGAACAAGCAACUGGAAUCUAGUCUGAACAAUGAAGAACAAACAAGUGAAGGAAGGUUGAACAAACAUGACAGUAACCACAAUGACUCCAAUGAAGCAUAUCAGAAACUAUUAGAAUGUAGAUUGGAUCCUAGUAGAAGUAAUGUUAUUAUUGAAGAACCUCUAGUACAAAAUGAGAAUAAUUCAACGGUGCCAAAGAUAAAUCCAAGCUCAUCUAAUACUAGUUCACUAGUUAGUGAUAGUUCGAGUAGUUGUCAGUUGAAGGUUGAGGAGAAUAAUGCCAAAGAUCUACCCAAUUCCGAAAAUACUGAUUGUGAUGAGAGCGAUCGUGUUUCAUCGUUCAAUGGUGUUAACACCAAUUCUUCUAAAGCGAACCCACCUGCUGUCUAUGCAUUCCAAAGGCCUGAAGGAAUCUUGUACGUAGACAGUCUAGUUUUACAAGAGAAUCCUCACAUAUUGAAUAUAAAGAGUAGCUGUGGCGGCCCUAAUAGGAGGUUGGAAGAGUCGAGAGUGAGAGAGACGGAGAGAAGGAUGUCGGUGCAGAGCAACGAGGAUGGACCGAGUCCUCUGUGGAUGAGCUCGCCUGAGCUGUUGGCGCUCAAACACAAUCUCUCGUUUCCCGAUAGUCUCACCGCGUCACCUGUUGUCAGAAGAGCGCAGAAGUGUUGUCGCAAGUUCUGUGUUGAUCUGAGUGAAAUGAGGUCGCUGAGAUUAUUCUUUUGUGAUGCUGAGAGUACCAAGGGACAGCUUGUGGUAGCGUCUCGAGAAUGCCAGUACAAAAUUUUACAUUUUCAUCAUGGCGGCCUUGAGAGACUAGCUACUGUUCUCCAACAGUGGAAUCUGCUGUCGCCCACCACUCCAAGCGAUAAUUUACCUUAUCGUCAUUUUAUGGUUUGUCGACCAGCAAUGGAUGAUAGUGAGCUGCAUCCAGAAGAAGGGAAAGUUGGAAUGGUGAAUGAGGCUGAAUGGAAAGAGAUGCUAAAUCCUCUGGGUCAAGUGGAAGAUGACCUUGUUUUGAGAAAAGGUAUAUUUUUGGGAGGUUUGGAGCCAUGUUUGCGCAAAAUAGUUUGGCCAUUUCUUCUCUACUGUUAUUCCUAUCAAUCGACUGCAGCGGAGAGAGAGCACAUCACAGCGAUUCGUCGCAAGGAAUACCAACUCAUCACGAAAAAACGGUUAUCACUAGAGGGAGCUGCCAAAGAAAGAUUUUUCAGAAAUAUUCAGUGUGUGGUUGAGAAAGAUGUUAUCAGAACUGAUCGUGGGAAUCCUUACUAUGCUGGUGACAGCAAUCCUCAUGUUGAGACGAUGAAGAACAUCCUUCUGAAUUAUGCUAUCUAUGAUUCCGGAUCAGGAUACAUGCAAGGAAUGUCAGAUCUACUGGCGCCAGUGCUUGCGGAGAUAGGACAUGAGGCGGAUGCGUUCUGGUGCUUUGUCGGUCUCAUGAGUCGAGCUAUCUUCGUCUGCACUCCCACUGACUCUGAUAUGGAACGAAAUUUGGUAAUUUGACAUCAAUAGUUUUUUUUC